This is a messenger RNA of Acaulospora colombiana, 666 nucleotides long. The record is from the annotation of a GenBank genome assembly. NCBI's taxonomy places the organism in Eukaryota, Fungi, Glomeromycota, Glomeromycetes, Diversisporales, Acaulosporaceae.
AUGAAUGACAGACGAGAAAAUCCGUCUAUUUCUAUUGAAGGUACACAAUUAGGUAGCGAGUCGCAAUCCAGUUCAGAUAGCGAAGAAAACAAAGACUUUGGGACGUGCGAGAAAUGUAAGCAAAAAAAUACUGGAUACAUGUGGUGCAAUUCGUGCAAUGUGAAAAGGUUUGAGAGCGAAUGGAAAGAAUGGACAAGUGGUAGCAAGGAAAUUGAUGAGUUCAUCCAGGAAAUACAACGCGACGCAAAUGAAUAUAGGGAAUUUAUCGAAUGGAUUCCAUUUGAAAAAUUUAAAGAUAUAGAGUUAGUUGCCCGGGGAGGUUUUGGAGUUGUCUAUAAGGCCAUUUGGACUGAGGGAUACAAUCGACCAACCGCGAAGGAAUUGAUGGAAACCUUUGAAAAAUAUUACGAAGAUGUAGAUCAUGAAAACGAGGAGUCCGAAAUCUAUAGACAAGUUAAAUCAAUUGAAAAUUCGAUUUCACGUUCGCAAUUCUUCCAUCCAAACGAUUUCUCACCACUUAAAUAUACCACGAAUUCCAAUGCCGUGUACACAAGUCGACUGUUGAAAUACAGCAGUCAACUCCCUGAACCGGUCAAUGCCACUCCCGCAGAAUCCAAACAGCUCGAACUUCAACUUCCAAGUUUCGAUGAUCUAGAAAUUGAAUGA